Molecule: messenger RNA, 2329 nt
Organism: Carlito syrichta (Philippine tarsier)
Lineage: Eukaryota; Metazoa; Chordata; Mammalia; Primates; Tarsiidae
Gene: ASNSD1
Product: asparagine synthetase domain containing 1
Exons: 6
Coding region: 325-2202 (625 amino acids)
Molecular function (GO): asparagine synthase (glutamine-hydrolyzing) activity
Source: RefSeq, a predicted model, not a curated record
GCGCUGCGUGGAGAUGCCCAGCCGAGGGGCGCCCGCGGAGGACCACGCCGUGCCGCUGCCCCCUGACGACUCGACCCCACAAAAGGAUCUUAGCAGCAGGAUUAAAGAACAAAAAAUUGUUGUGGAUGAACUUUCUAACCUGAAGAAGAAUAGGAGAGUAUAUAGGCAGCAGCCAAAUAGCAACAUAUUCUUUCUUGCUGACCGAACAGAAAUGCUUUCUGAAAGCAAAAAUAUCUUGGAUGAGCUGAAAAAAGAAUACCAAGAAAUAGAAAACUCAGAGAAGACUAAAGUCAAGAAGUAGCCAACCUGUGAUUUCACAUAACAAUGUGUGGCAUUUGUUGCUCUGUAAGCUUUUCUGUUGAGCAUUUCAGCAAAGAUUUGGAAGAGGAUUUACUGUGUAAUCUUAAGCGACGAGGACCCAACAGUAGUAAACAGUUGUUAAAGUCUGAUGUUCACUACCAGUGUUUAUUUUCUGGUCAUGUCCUUUGGUUGAGAGGUGUCUUGACUCCCCAGCCUGUGGAAGAUGAAAGAGGCAACGUGUUCCUCUGGAAUGGAGAGGUCUUCAGUGGAGUAAAAGUUGAAGCUCAAGAGAAUGAUACUCAAAUUGUGUCUGAGUAUCUUUCCUCUUGUAAGGAUGAAUCUGAUAUUUUGUCACUCUUCUCAGAAGUCCAGGGUCCUUGGUCUUUUGUAUACUAUCAAGCAUCUAGUCAUUAUUUAUGGUUCGGUAGGGACUUUUUUGGUCGCCGUAGCUUGCUCUGGCAUUUUAAUGAUUUGGGCAAGAGUUUCUGCCUGUCUUCAGUUGGCACCCAGACAUCUGUGUGGCAAGAAGUUCCAGCGUCUGGAAUUUUUAGAAUUGAUCUUAAGUCUGCUGCCCUUUCCAGACAUGUGAUUUUAAAAUUGUAUCCUUGGAAGUAUAAUUCUAGGGAGAAUACCGCUGAAGAAUGUGUUAAUAGCCUGAGUCAAAUUUCAGCAGACUUACCAGCAUUUGUAUCAGUGGUUGCAAAUGAAGCCAAAAUGUAUCUUGAAAAACCUGUUGUUCCUUUAAAUGUGAUCUUGCCACAAGCUCCACUGGAGACUCACUACAGUAAUGUUUCCAGCAUCCCACCCACAAGAGAGACACUUCAAGGCUUUCUUACUGAUGGACACAUGAAAGGAGUAAUUCAACAGUUCAUUGAUGUCCUGAGUGUCGCAGUCAAGAGACGUGUCUUGUGUUUACCUAGGGAUGAAAACCUGGCACGAAGUGAAGUUUUGAAAGCUUGUGAUAGGAAGGCAAAUGUUGCAGUCCUGUUUUCUGGGGGCAUUGAUUCCAUGGUUAUUGCAACCCUUGCUGACCGCCAUAUUCCUCCAGAUGAGCCCAUUGAUCUUCUUAAUGUAGCUUUCAUGACUGAAGAAAAGACCAAACCCACUUGCUCUAACAAGAAAUGGACUAAACAGAAAAAUCAUUGUGAAAUACCAUCUGAAGAAUUCUCUAAAAGCGUUGCUGCUGCUGCUAAUUCUGAUAAACAAUUCAGUGUACCAGAUCGAAUCACAGGAAGAGCAGGACUAAAGGAACUACAAGCUGUUAACCCUUCUCGAACUUGGAAUUUUGUUGAAAUUAAUGUUUCUCUGGAAGAACUGCAGAAAUUAAGAAGAAGUCGAAUAUGUCACUUAAUUCAACCAUUGGACACAGUUUUGGAUGAUAGCAUUGGCUGUGCAGUCUGGUUCGCUUCCAGAGGAAUUGGUUGGUUAGUGACCCAGGAUGGAUUGAUGUCGUAUCAGAGCAGAGCAAAGGUAGUCCUCACUGGAAUUGGUGCAGAUGAGCAACUUGCAGGCUAUUCUCGACAUCGUGUCCGCUUUCAGACACAUGGACUGGAGGGAUUGAAUAAGGACAUAGUGAUGGAACUGGGUCGAAUUUCUUCUAGAAAUCUUGGUCGUGAUGACAGAGUUAUUGGUGAUCAUGGAAGAGAAGCAAGAUUUCCUUUCCUGGAUGAAAAUGUUGUCUCCUUUCUAAAUUCCCUACCAGUUUGGGAAAAGGCAGACUUGACUUUACCCCGUGGAAUUGGUGAAAAGCUCAUUUUACGCCUUGCAGCUACGGAACUUGGUCUUCUAGCCUCCGCUCUUCUGCCGAAACGGGCCAUGCAGUUUGGGUCAAGAAUUGCAAAAAUGGAAAAGAAUAAUGAAAAGGCAUCUGAUAAAUGUGGAAGACUCCAAGUCAAUUCUUAGAAAACCUUUCUAUUGAAAAGGAGAUUAAGUUGUGAUAUGAUUUCCCAAUGUACUAGUAUUUGCUGAAUGACAGUUAUAUAAAAGUAAAGUGCUCUUUAUUAUUGUAUAAUAUAUUGGUUUUAAAGUU